UGCUCUCCCUUCACACUUUCUCUAACCAAAAAUGCCCACCACAAAUCUCUAUGACUCAGACAAAGACAGUACAACUUCUUCUUCACUAACAAUGCCUUCUACUAUUACUACUACUACUACUAAUAUCAGUAGUUUUAGUAGUUGUCGAAGCUCAGUUUCAUUCUCAACAGAAUUAACAAAUUUCUCCAAUUCACAGAAGAAGCCCCACAAAUCGAAUCAACUCGAAUGGGAACUCAUAAAACGGAUCCGGGUCGAAUCGGGUCAAGUUAAACUUGAGCAUUUUAGGUUGUUGAGAAGAGUUGGUGGUGGAGAUAUUGGAAGUGUUUACUUAUGUGAAGUUAGGAAUCCUGUUGUUGGUUUGCCUCAGUGUUUUUAUGCCAUGAAGGUUGUGGACAGAGAGGCAGUAGAAAUAAGAAAGAAACUACAAAGGGCAGAAAUGGAGAAGGAAAUAUUAGGGAUAAUUGAUCAUCCAUUUUUACCAACAUUAUAUGCGCAAUUUGAAGCUAAACAUUAUUCAUGUUUAGUUAUGGAGUAUUGUCCUGGCGGUGAUUUGCAUGCCCUCCGCCAACGCCAGCCCGGAAAACGCUUCAGUAUUUCCUCUACUAAGUUUUAUGCUGCAGAAAUACUUUUGGCAUUAGAAUAUCUCCACAUGAUGGGAAUUGUAUACAGGGAUUUAAAGCCAGAAAAUGUUCUUGUAAGAUCAGAUGGUCACAUUAUGCUAUCAGAUUUUGAUCUCUCGUUCAAGUGUGAUGAAGUUGUUCCAACACUUAUAAAGUCGAAAACCAAAUCCAUUGCCAGAACACCAAGAAACUCUUAUUGUGCAAUGCCAAUUCAACCAGUGUUAUCCUGUUUCUCAUCACACAAGACACAACAGGAGCAAGAAUUCCAAGAACGGAGUCAAGAAAUGGUUGCUGAACCUAUAAAUGCGCGAUCAAAAUCAUUCGUUGGGACACAUGAAUACUUAGCCCCUGAGGUCAUUUCAGGUCAAGGUCAUGGAAGUGCAGUAGAUUGGUGGACACUAGGUGUAUUCCUAUACGAACUCAUUUUUGGUACCAGUCCUUUUAAAGGAGAGAACAAUGAGAAAACGCUCGUCAACAUACUGAAGAAGCCACUCACAUUCCCAAGAAUCGCGAUAACUAGCAACAAAGAGUACGAUGAAAUGGUAAAGGUUCAAGAUUUGAUAUGUAGAUUACUUGUGAAGAAUCCCAAGAAGAGAAUUGGGAGUUUAAAAGGUUCAGUUGAAAUAAAGAAACAUGAGUUCUUUAAAGGUGUAAAUUGGGCUUUGAUUAGGUCAAUUAAACCACCACAAGUACCAAGUGAUUUGGUGAAACUGAGAGGUGUUAGAGGUGCUAGUGUUGUUCCUAAGUUGAGUAAGAAACAAAGAGAAGAACCUUAUCAAAUACCUCAGUAUUUUGAUUACUUCUAAAGCAUUGUAAAUAAUUUAGGAUAAUUAAAUUAACAGGAUAGUACGUUUUAAUGAUCAUGUAUGACAUGAAGGAAAGAGGUAGUUGUUUUCAUGUACAUGUUUCUCUUUUAACACUAUGAUAUUAUCUGCUUUAGAUUUGA
This is a messenger RNA of Capsicum annuum, 1566 nucleotides long. RefSeq names its product protein kinase PINOID 2. The transcript has 3 exons. The coding region runs from base 32 to 1426 and encodes 464 amino acids. Gene Ontology annotation, biological process: protein phosphorylation. Gene Ontology annotation, cellular component: plasma membrane; nucleus; cytoplasm. The record is from RefSeq and is a predicted model, not a curated record. Lineage: Eukaryota; Viridiplantae; Streptophyta; Magnoliopsida; Solanales; Solanaceae. Gene Ontology annotation, molecular function: ATP binding; protein serine/threonine kinase activity.